CUAUAGUGUCGUCGUUUAUUAUUCGAGAAAUGUUUCAAUAUUGGUAUCAUUCUAUAGCCACGGCUCUGCUCUACAUGAAUCUUUCUAUGCAACUGCAUGCUUCAGAUUCGAUUGUUCGAGAAACAAGUUCUAGACACGGUGAAGGGGAACCUGGCAUCGUCUUUUUCAGACUAGGCAAUUUUCAAAGCAAUAUUCCGCCACAAUUUAUCGUCGUAACUAUUGCUAAUGUGUCAUCAAUGGAUACAGAAUGAAG
Messenger RNA from Zychaea mexicana, 253 nucleotides. RefSeq lists its product as uncharacterized. The coding region runs from base 30 to 251 and encodes 73 amino acids. The record is from RefSeq and is a predicted model, not a curated record. The transcript has 3 exons. Lineage: Eukaryota; Fungi; Mucoromycota; Mucoromycetes; Mucorales; Lichtheimiaceae.